Molecule: messenger RNA, 211 nt
Organism: Pelobates cultripes (western spadefoot toad)
Lineage: Eukaryota; Metazoa; Chordata; Amphibia; Anura; Pelobatidae
Source: the annotation of a GenBank genome assembly
UGUUGAAAAACUCAACUCAACCCUAAUUGCACAAGAUUUCACCUUUUAUCAGACAAUAGACUAUGUAUUUGUCAACCAGACAAAACUAGCAGAAGAUCUUACUUGGUCAACACCUUCAAAUCCUGAUCCCAAGACCUUUGGCCUUCACAAUUAUGUAAAUGGCGUGACAGAAUUAUUGUCAGUCCUCGUGUUCAAGAUCCAUUCUCCAUAA